UGUUAAUCAUCUGAUGAACUGGUGUCAAGCCUGGAGAUAUAAUCGAACUAUUAAGUACGUUCGUGGUGUUUCUGUGAACAUUUAUCGACUUAUUUGAACCAUUCUUUGUUCGUUAUAUAGUACGUGACACAAAGUAAAAAAUUUACAAUGGGUUCUUCAACAUCGAGAGAAGAACCUACUCCCGAGCGCAGACCAAACGCUAUACCAACAGUUUCAAGUUAUCAACCAUGGGGUUCAUACCGUUCACCAGCAGAUCCACGACAUCAACCAACAGUUUCACAGCACCAAUCAGCAGUUUCACAUCGUCAACCGGAAGUUCCACAUUGUCAACCAGAAGUUCCACGUCGUGAACCAGCAGCUUCGCACCAUCCAUCGACAGUUUCACACCAUCAUCAACCAAGUGUUUCACGUUGCCAACCAGAAGUUUCACUUCGUGAUACAGUUGUAACACAUCAAUCGCACCAUCCAUCAUCAGCUUCACCUCAUCAUCAGUUAACAGUUUCACAACAUGGACCAACAGUUUCAAAUCGUCAGCCAGAAGUUCAACGUCGUGAACCAACAGCUUCAUACCAUCCAUCGUCAGUUUCACAUAAGCGAAACGAUUACGAGUCAGACGUGAAUACCACUGGCGAUGCCUUCGUACGAAGUGCAUUAGAAAAAUGCAAUUGCGAAACCGUUCUGCAAGUAUUCGUUGACAAUGAAAUCGACAGGGCUGCAUUUCUGCUGUUAACUGAAGACGAUCUAAAAACGUUACUGCCUACAAAAAUGGGACCGCGAAAGAAAAUAUGGGAAUUCAUUCAGGGUGUACGUGAUGCGGCAAUGAGUGACGAUGGACAAUUUCAGGACAUACAGUCGUCCUCCACUAAUUUACUGCCGCAUGUAGCAGAAACUAUCAUCUCGGAACAACUGGAUCACUUGGAUCUCACAGAUGAAAUGCCACAGCCUGUCACUGCAUUGACACCUUUUUCGCCAAACACUCGGACAGGACACUCUUCCAGUUCUUAUGACUAUGAUGUCUAUGAUGAUGAGAAUAUCGGAUUCACGAACGAACCAGCUCCACCACAGGUGGUUGUCAAUCGCAUGAAUCAGAUGACUUUAAAUAUGCAAAUCGUAAAUCAUCAUCACAACCGAUUUCCGGACUUUAAUUUCGGGACAGAUUUGAAUCGAUUUGUUGCUGAAGAGGCGACACAGAACGAGAGACAUGGCGCUGAGGGAAAUGUAAUGGCGGUGGAAUAUGAAUCAGUGGAACACAGUGCCGAGAAACAUAAACAAGUGGAACAUAAGAACGUGGAUCGUGGUUCAGUCAGAGCAGGCAACAAGCAGAAAAAUUUCAUUUACGAAAAACAGCAGAGCAAACCAUCAGUUUCGAAAAAUGUUCCACAUCCAUCCUUCCCAAGUACUAAAAAGCUUCCCAUUUAUCAGUACAAAAGCAAAUUCUUGAAGAUGGUGGAGAAUAACCCAGUCGUCAUCGUUAUUGCUGAAACUGGAUCCGGAAAGUCCACACAAAUGCCACAGUACUUGGCGAGGGCCAACUACGACAAAAAGAUUAUUUGCACUCAGCCACGUCGACUUGCAGCUAAGUCUUUGGCAAAGCGGGUCGCCUGUGAAUUUGGUACGAAAUUGGGUCAACAGGUGGGAUACCGAGUCAGAUUCGACAACUGUACGGAAAAUACAACGAAAAUCAGCUAUGUCACCGAAGGUGUUCUUGUGCAUGAACUCUCAACGGACGCUACCGCUAGCAACUAUUCCGUGGUGAUUAUCGAUGAAGCUCACGAACGGAACCUGAACACAGACGUACUGCUGGGUUGUUUAAAGAAAGCUGUUGCAUCACGGCCCGAUCUUAAGGUCGUUAUCAGUUCAGCUACCGUGGAAGCGAAAAAAUUCUCAAAAUUUUUCGAUCACGCUCCAGUCUUGGAUAUACCCGGUCGGUCAUUUCCAGUUGACAUUGUCUAUGACGGCAAUCUAGAUCCAGAUUACUUAACGGCCGUUGUCGACAAAGUGUGUCUUCUGCAUAGUUCACCAAAAACUGGUGACAUUCUCGUUUUCCUUCCCGGACAAGAAGAGAUCGAACAUGCUGCUGACACAAUAACGACCCGAAUUCGUGAUCGUCCCAACUUGUUUCUGAAAGACUUGGUCCUUCCGCUGUAUUCGAAACUACCUUCUGAACAACAAAAUUUAAUUUUUGAGCCAGCACCGCCGCAUACAAGAAAGAUUAUAUUGGCCACCAACAUUGCUGAGACAUCUCUUACGAUCGAUGGCAUUGUGUUUGUCGUUGAUAGUGGAAUGGUAAAGCAAGCUGAAUAUGUGACGAAGGGAAGUGGCGCAGCUCUGGAGUGUACAACACUUGUAACGAUUCGUAUAACGAAAGCUCAGGCAAAACAACGAUCCGGACGAGCCGGUCGAACACAGCCUGGUGUGGCCUAUCGUCUCUAUUCGGAAGCGACCUACAAUAAUAUGGCGGAGGCACCCAAACCGGAAAUACUGCGUGGCAAUCUGGAGAUGGUCGUGCUACUUCUAUUCUCGAUGGGUGUGACAAACAUUCUGCAGUUCGAGUUUCUUGACAGUCCACCCAUGGAUUCACUGUUAACUGCGCUUGAAAAGCUCGAGGAAUUCGGGGCGCUGACUAAAUCAUCGCCUAACGAGUACUGUAUAACCAGCAUCGGUCGACAAAUGUCUAGCUUUCCACUCGAACCGUACUUGUCAAAAAUGUUGAUAAUGUCGGCUGAUGUGGGCUGCUCUGAGGAAAUGUUAACCAUCAUCGCCAUAUUGUCGGCACAAGUUGACAAACUGUUCAAGAGACCAAAGAAGAAGAAAAUGGAAGCCGAUUUAAAGAAGAAGACGUUCGACUGUCCGGAAGGAGAUCACGUCACUCUACUCAAAGUUUACAAUGAAUGGUUACGCCAGAGCAACAUCACAUCCCGAGCCUGGUGCAAGGAAUUCUAUUUGGAUUGGAAAACGCUGGAGGAAGCCUACGAAAUCAGGUGUCAACUGUCGACGAUGUUGGAUGAGAAAAAAAUUCAGAGAAAGAGUUGCGACGAUGAUAUGACCAAAGUUCAGAUUGCAAUCGCUUCCGGUUCGUUCCGUAAAAUUGCCUGGAAGACGUCCCGAUACGCUUAUUUCACAUUUUCGAGUCCGCGAGAUGACCCGGUGCUCAUACAUCCAUCCAGUGUCUUAUUCACAGCCAGUCCGUCAGUGGUGAUUUACAACAGUAUCAUAAAGACGAAAAAGGCGUACAUGAGCCAAGUGUUGCAGAUCGAUAUCGAAUACAUUCAGCGGUAUGCUCCGAAUUUUUACCGGAAGCUUUCACAGGUUCUGCCAUACAAUUUGUGUGACACACACACAAUGGAGGAUGGCCAAUAUGAUGUGUAUGAUUGUGUAUCAAUGUUGCAGGACCAUUAUUGAAAAUUCUAUUUUUAUACAGCUUUUUAAUCGUAAAGUUUUUGAUUGUUAGCGCGGUUGACGAGUCGCGAAUGUUUCGUUUUCCAGUAAAU
Molecule: messenger RNA, 3491 nt
Organism: Bradysia coprophila
Lineage: Eukaryota; Metazoa; Arthropoda; Insecta; Diptera; Sciaridae
Biological process (GO): spliceosomal complex disassembly
Cellular component (GO): catalytic step 2 spliceosome; intracellular anatomical structure
Molecular function (GO): ATP binding; RNA binding; protein binding
Source: RefSeq, a predicted model, not a curated record